AUGGCGGCGCUGGUAGCGCCUGAGGCCGCGGCGCCCCGGGGCCCGACAGAAGCAGGGGAGACGACCGAGGAGGCGGAGCUGAGCCNCCUCUCCUGCGCUCCGGGCCUCUCCUCUGGGCCCUCGCACCCUGGGCAGCACGGCAGAACUGCAGAGCUGGAGGGUCCACCUGGGUCCCACGAAGACCCUCUGGUGCUGACUUUCUACCACUUCCACAUGCAGUCGGAGUCCCUGAUCGGCCCCCUGAUGCAGUCCAUCUCCCACCAGCACUGGAAGGUGCGGGUGGCUGUCAUCGAGGCCACGGGCACAGUGGUCCAGCUCGGCAGCGGGAAGUCAGUGGAUGAUGUCCUUCCUCACUUUGCUCAGCGGCUCUUUGACCACGUUCCCCAGGUGCGCCAGGCAGUGACACGCGUGGUGGGGGGCUGGCUGCUGAGCCUGCGGGACCGCUACUCCUUCUUCCACAAGCUCAUCCCACUCCUGCUGAGCAGCUUCCACGACGAGAUCCCUGAGAUCGCGUGCGAGGCGACUAGCCUCUGGGAGCGGGUCGGCCUGCAGUGGCAGACGGAGAACGAGGAAGACCUCAAGGACAAGCUGGACUUUGCCAGCCCUCCCCCAGCCCACCACCCCUCGCCAGGGAGCCGCCCGGGGCUGGGCUGCCGAGAGCUCGUGUUCAGAAACCUCUCCAAGAUCCUCCCCGCCGUCUGGCACGACAUCGCUGACUGGGUGGUGGGCACCAGGGUGAAGUCGGCACAGCUGCUGGCCGUGCUGCUGCUGCACGCGGAGGACCACAUCACGCAGCACCUGGAGCCCGUGCUGCGCGCCCUGCUCCGCGCCUGCGCCGACGAGGAGGCGGCCGUGGUCUAUAGCUGCGAGAGGUCUGCAGAGCUGGUCGGCACCUUCGUCAGCCCGGAGGUGUUUCUGAAGCUGAUGCUGCCGACGCUGAGGAAGUCCCCCUCGCCCCCAGGCCUGCUGGUCCUCGCCUCCCUCAUCCGAGGCUGCCCCAGGGAGGCUCUGCUGCCACACGUGAGAGUCGUCGCCGUGGAGCUGGCCCAGGAUCACAUCUGCCGAGGGUCUGAAAAUCGCCUGUAUGGUGAGCGCCUGCUGCAGUGCGUGCAGGCCGUGGUGUCCGUGGGCCAGGAGGACUGCCGAGGGGCCAGCGAGCCGCUCCUGGAGGUGCUGGUGACCAUCCUGGCGCUGUGGGGGCCCACGGGCCUCGGCAACAAGGUCCAGGAGACACUGGCUGAGCUGGCUGCAGUGGAGGGCGUGGACAGCAGCCAGGACCUCUUCCGAGCACAUGUGAGCUCCCUCCUGGAGUGGCUGGCUGCCUCGCACCAGGACUGGACCGGCCACUCCGUGGAGCUUCUGCAGCUGGUCGUGGUGCUAACCCACUCAGGCCCUGCCCUUGGAGAAGCCCUGCCCCAGCUGGUCCCCAUCCUCAGGAGCUGCCUUCAGCCAGCCAGGGACCCAGCCAUGCGCCUGAAGCUCUUCUCCACCCUGACGGGCGUGCUGCUGAAAGCCCCAGAGACGGUGGAUUCACAGGGGCAGCUCCGCGGCUACCUGGACACCCUGGUCCAGGACAUCUUGGUCCCCAACCUGCAGUGGCAUGCCGGGAGGACGGCCGCAGCCAUCCGCACGGCGGCCGUGUCCUGCCUCUGGGCGCUUGUCAGCAGCGGGGUCCUGUCGGACGGGCAGAUACAGGACAUGCAGGAGACAUUGAUGCCUCAAAUUCUGACCACCCUGGAAGAAGAUUCUCAGAUGACUCGAUUAAUUUCGUGCCGGAUCAUUAACUUGUUUUUAAAGACCUCUAAUGGUGUGAUUGAUGCAGACAAAUUCAUCAAGAUUUAUCCUGAACUCUUAAAGCGCCUGGACGACAUUUCCAACGACGUGAGGCUGGCAGCAACCUCCGCCCUGGUCACCUGGCUGCAGCGCGUCCAGAGGGAGGCCUCGAAGUGCUGCUAUGAGAGCAGCAUCCGGCACCUGUACCGCGAGCUCCUCGUGUACCUUGAUGACCCGGAACGCACCGUCCAGGACGCAGUUCUCGAGGCCCUCAAAGCAGGCAGUGUCCUCUUCCCCGACCUCCUGGUGAAAGAGACGGAGGCCGCCCUCCACAAGCACCGCUCGCCCACCCACUGCGAGCAGCUCCUGCAGCACCUGCAGGCCCUACCGCCUGCCCAGUGACCAGAGUCCUGGGAGCAGAGCCUCAGCACAGCAGCUGGAGGGGAGCAGACACGCAGCCCUCGUCCUCACCAGGGCUGGACCUCGUGGCCUCCGAGUCUCGUCACAGGGCACCUGUCAGCCAGCAGCGGAGGACCCUCCCAAGCAAGCCUUGACAGCAAGAUGAAUGUAUUCCCUGAGCUCCCUGCCCAGUGCCUCCUGGGACAGUUUUUCACAUCCAGCAGCUUUUGAAAUAACUUUCUCUGAGUGGCUUCUGUAUUUUUAUGUCUUACUCAUACAAUUCAUUAAGAGGUCUGCCAGAAAUCGACAGCUAACUUCAAAUUAAAUGUCAGCUCCUCAUACUGGCAGCCUAAUCCAUGCACUGUGUGUUUUUAGGCUACAUGCACUACUAGGUUCAUGGAUUAUUGGUUCUUUCUUGCUUAAAUGCCCACCAAGAAAGUUCUUGAGUGUAUAUAAAGAAAAAAGCCAAAGUGAUUAAAAAGAAGUGUUGUUAAAAUAAAAAAAGAAGAAAUGUUUCUUCUUUGGGUUCUGUCUAGUGAAACUUUAUAUCUCAGUGAAGAAACUGAAAAGAAUUUGAAAUUUUAAGAACUAUUAUCAACAAAAUCUUCCCCUUUUAAAAUGUUAUGUGGGUUGUAUUUGGUCACAGUAUUUUCUCUUAGAUCAGUAAUGCUUACAGUGUUGAAAAUAGGAUAUUUAAUCAAAUAUAAUUUUGGUUGCUCUUGUACGUAGCAGUACAGUAAAACUGUUAUCUUUUCCUGCAUUUUCUAUCCCCAAGUGCCUAAAAGAUUUCAUUUUAAGCAUUAUUUCCAUAAGCCAAAUAUUUAUGUUAACACAAGAAAAUGCUCUAUUUUUUCCAAAAAUCGAAUAUUAACAUUUAUGCUUUGGUGUUUGAAAAUAUAACAAAAUAUUUAUUAUAAUUA
This is a messenger RNA of Odocoileus virginianus texanus, 3092 nucleotides long. NCBI's taxonomy places the organism in Eukaryota, Metazoa, Chordata, Mammalia, Artiodactyla, Cervidae. The record is from RefSeq and is a predicted model, not a curated record.